GAGCCCGCAGCGGUGUCUUCGAACCGAGGCCUGUAUACACUUCGGGAGGGAAACUGGCGCCCGUCCUACGACGUAACUGCCUCGCGACGCUUGAAACAUUCGAACGACGACGUCGACUCGAGGGGCUACUUUAACGGAGUGACUACGACGAAGAGACGGUGCAUCGAGUAGGCUUAGCGUGCUUCCAGCGUCUCUGAACGACUGUCGUGCGACAACCGCUUGGCCGGAAAGGUCCCGAGGCCAUCAUGCCGUUCCACAGGAGCCUGUUCGGCCGCCACCGGGACAAGGACUGGUGGGACGCGUGGGACUACCCGUCGCGCAUCUUCGACCAGAAGUUCGGCGUGGCACUCAGGGACGAGGACCUGUUCGACCGAGACCCGUUCGCCAGGAGGCCGUUGUCCACGCUAUCGCUGUCGUCGCCGCGAAGAGGGCAGGUGUCUGGCGGCGUGUGCGAGGUGGUGCCACGGUCAACGGGCAUCUCGGAGGUGCUCAACGACGAUUCCAAGUUCGAGGUUCGCCUCGACGUCAGCUUCUUCAACCCCAGCGACAUCACCGUCAAGGUGGUGGGCACGGACUGCGUGCUGGUGCACGGCAAGCACGAGGAGCGCCAGGACGAGCACGGCUUCGUGUCCCGCGAGUUCACGCGCCGGUACAUGCUGCCGCCGGACGCGGACCCCGACCAGGUCAGCUCCGAGUUCCUGGCCGACGAAGAGGGGGUACUGGUCAUCCGUGCAGCGAAGAAGACGCCCGAGCCGGCCACGCUCAAGGAGCGGGUCGUGCCCAUCGCUGUGCUUUCGCCCAACAAGGCCAAGGCCUGAGCAAAUACACGGUGUUGCUAUUUU
Messenger RNA from Dermacentor albipictus, 842 nucleotides. Its product is annotated as alpha-crystallin B chain-like. The record is from RefSeq and is a predicted model, not a curated record. Gene Ontology annotation, cellular component: nucleus; cytoplasm. Gene Ontology annotation, biological process: protein refolding; response to heat. Lineage: Eukaryota; Metazoa; Arthropoda; Arachnida; Ixodida; Ixodidae.